GACGGAUUUAUAAACGGUUUGGUUUCUUACAAACGUUGUUAACGUGGCUACAAUUCUGGAUGUUUCAACAUGUUAGAAUUGCAGCUUUUCUUUAUCGGGCAGCAUAGUUGUGUGUAUGUAAGGCUGAGAGCACCAGAUCUAAGUAAAGUUGCACAUGACUUCCAAUCAGGUUGGUUUGCUAAAAAACAUCUUACAUAUUGAUUCCUACAGGAAAGUGCUGAGUGAAGAUGCCAGACUUUUGUGCAGCCUACGGAUGCUCUAAUCGGCGUGGUGUUGAAAGCAGAGCCCGUGGGAUCACCUUUCACCUGUUUCCCAAAACCAGAGAGCGGAGGAGGAAGUGGGAGCUUGCCCUGAGGAGGAAGGGUUUUGCUGCUGCUGACCGGACCGUGCUGUGCAGCGAGCACUUCAGAAGCCAGGACUUCGACAGGACGGGCCAGACGGUCCGUCUCAGAGACGGUGUGGUGCCGUCCAUAUUCAACUUCCCAGCUCAUCUUCAAAAGUCAAUAGCAAAAAGAACCACAACCACUUCCAGAAGAGCAGAAGACAACCUGCCAACGGGCUGGUCUCAGGAUGCACCUCGACCUGAUGCUCAGGGAGCCACAGGACAGAGGGGUCAGUCCACCGACCACUUAUAUGCACUGCCUGCUUGCCCAAAGGCUAUAAAGGCCAAACUGGAAGAGGCCUCAGCCAGAGUGAGGAAACUGCAGCGGGAGAAGAUGAACUCCUUGAGGAGAGAGAAGAGGGCCAAGGACAACAUGCAGGCUCUUCUGGAGGAACUGAAGGAGAAAAAUCUCAUCAAUGAAGAGCUGAAAGACAAGCUUGACUGCUACUCAGACCUUCCGGUUCAGCUCCUGUCGAGGCAGGGCGUAGAGUACACCAAGGCCCAGAGAGAUUUUGCCCUCACACUCCAUCUGCAUGGUCCACAGGCAUACAACUACCUGAGAGAUACGCUGCAUAUUCACCUGCCACAUCCCAGUUCAUUGCAAAGGUGGCUGGAAUAACAAGCCCAAUGCCGGCCAGUUCAGGUCCGUCUUCAGACAGCUGAUGGCCCAGUGUGGAGUUGUUAAACCAUGCUGAGGCAACGUGACAGCGCAGGAUGACGCGGAGUCCCUACCAGCCGUCAUCGACCCUCUACAAGCCUGUCAGCAUCAGAUAUGUCCUCCACAGCAGGAGGAGGAGAUCUUCCAUCCAUCCCCUUUGAUGGUCUUGUGGACAACUCUUGUGCACAUUUCAGGAUUUGUUGUGCGACGGGCACUGAGGCAGCUCUCCUGUGAUGUCUGCCGUGCCAGCCUGGUGACAGACGCUGCAUCUGCCAUCAAGGACCAGAGCGACCACCUGCUGUGUCUAAAAACCCAUGGAGGUCUGGUGGUUCCAUCAGAAGGCACAGUGAGGGUCGUCAGGGCAGCAGAGUGGCUCAUUCGCCAGGCAUCACGGUUCAGACCAUCACAGCCCAUCAGACUGCUGGAGGUCACGUACGUGGUACAGAAGAGGAUCGGGGAGCACAUGGGCGACCUGUAGUAUGGCGUAGACAGCCACCACCAUACGCUGUUAACGUUAGUCGUGUCCCUGUUUUCAGAAACCUUGCAUCUCUCUCUCUGGCUAGUCUGUGCACAAGGCUGCUUCUCUCCCCUCAGCGUUUUGGCUUUCUGUUUGGUUUUACAGGACUGAUCUUUGCACCACACUUUUGGUUCCCUUCCACUUACUGCUUUACACAACACUCCCCCUACUUAAUAUUCUUGUUUAGUUAUUGUUAAUCCUCAUCAUGUAAUAAAUAUGAUUUAUUAUGUUUAA
Molecule: messenger RNA, 1791 nt
Organism: Stegastes partitus (bicolor damselfish)
Lineage: Eukaryota; Metazoa; Chordata; Actinopteri; Pomacentridae
Product: THAP domain-containing protein 6-like
Exons: 7
Coding region: 228-1001 (257 amino acids)
Source: RefSeq, a predicted model, not a curated record